AUGGCGAACGACUGGCCUCAGGCAUCUCGAGUGCCUAGUUUUGCUCAAAUGUUAAAAAAGAACUUGCCUGCCCAGUCAUCUCAGCCAUCUGGCCAGCCGUCAGCAAAUUUGCUUCCACAGGUAGAGAAUGCCCAACAUCUGUUUUUACCUGCAGAAGCACCCGACGUUUCGAGCCUAGCACCUAAGGGGACGUAUCUCACAGGUCAAGUUUCUGACUCCAAGGCAGCACCCAUUACUUCACUUCCUCCAAAGAAAAUUCCAAAGGAAUUUAUCAUCAAAUAUAAACGAGGAGAGAUAAACCCAGUAUCCGCUUUACAUCAGUUUGCACAGAUGCAACGUGUACAGCUUGAACUAAAGGAAACUGUAGCAACAGGUAAUCUUUUAGGAGCAUACUUUGCUUUUUGCGCUGUGGUUGAUGGUAUUCAAUAUAAGACUGGAUUGGGACAAAACAAGAAAGAAUCAAAAUCAAAUGCAGCAAAACUUGCUCUUGAUGAACUGCUACAUUUGGAGGAGGCAGAAGCAAAAGCUCUAGAAAAACCUGGUACUCCCAGGAUUCUCUUAGAAACAGCAGUUGUAGCAGAACCUCAGAUUUCAACUGACUCAAGCUACAUUUCAAAGAUUCCUUAUGAAGGGCGGCAUCUUGCAUAUGGAAAAAUUUCUCAAGUUGUUAAGGAAACAUUCAGCGGUUUGAUAGCUAAAUGUCCUGAGUACCAAAGCUGUAGCAGUACAUUGGCUGCUUUCAUAAUUGAAAGAGCUAGACAUCAUGAGGUAGUAGCUAUUGGAACAGGUGAAUUCAACUAUAGUCAGUGUGGUCAUCUUGAUGGGAGAGUAUUGCAUGAUAGCCAUGCUAUCGUUACAGCAAGACGUUCUCUUCUUAGGUAUUUUUAUAGGCAGCUGUUACUCUACUACAGUAAAAAUCCUACCAUGAUGGAUAAAUCUAUAUUUUGUACUGAACCAACAUCAGACUUGCUUAUGCUAAAACCAAAUGUAAAUAUAUUCCUCUAUAUGAAUCAGUUGCCAAAAGGAUCUGCUCAGAUAAAGUCCAAGCUACGUCUCAAUCCAAAUUCUAUAUCUGCAUUUGAAGCUGAUGAAGAACUCUGUCUUCAUGUCGUUGUUGAAGGCAAGACGUACCUCACAAUCUGUUGCCCUACUGAAAUUGCUAGAGUAACCAGCAUGUCUGCCAGUGAUAAACUGACGAGAUGGGAAGUUCUGGGUGUUCAGGGAGCCUUGCUGAGUCACUUCAUUCAGCCAGUUUAUGUUAGUGGCAUCAUUCUUGGGGAUGGGAACUGCCAGGAUACACGAGGAUUAGAAAUUGCUAUCAAACAACGUGUUGAUGAUGCAUUCACUUCAAAACUGCCCAUGUUCUACCUGGUGAACAGACCUCACAUCAGCUUAGUAACCACUGCUUACCCUGUACAGAUAGAUUUGGAACACAGAUAUCUUAGUGUGAAUUGGUCCCAAGGAGACUUGGCUUUGGAGGUGGUAGAUGGGCUAAGUGGAAAGACUACUGAAAGUUCACCCUUUAAAAGUGGCAUUUCAAUGGCAAGUCGACUUUGCAAAGCUGCAAUGUUAAGUCGUUUUAACUUGGUGGUUAAAGAAUCAAAGAGAGAUGACUUACUUAAAGCAGGAACAUACCAUGAAGCAAAGAUUAUGGCUGAGACUUACCAAGAAGCAAAACAUUUGCUGAAAACUUACUUGGAGCAGCAUGGUUAUGGGUCUUGGAUUGUAAAGUCUCCACGUAUUGAACAUUUCAGUAUGUAA
Molecule: messenger RNA, 1761 nt
Organism: Varanus komodoensis (Komodo dragon)
Lineage: Eukaryota; Metazoa; Chordata; Lepidosauria; Squamata; Varanidae
Gene: ADAD1
Product: adenosine deaminase domain containing 1
Exons: 11
Coding region: 1-1761 (586 amino acids)
Biological process (GO): adenosine to inosine editing; RNA processing
Cellular component (GO): cytoplasm; nucleolus
Molecular function (GO): double-stranded RNA adenosine deaminase activity; tRNA-specific adenosine deaminase activity; double-stranded RNA binding
Source: RefSeq, a predicted model, not a curated record